Drosophila kikkawai is the source of this 9154-nucleotide messenger RNA. RefSeq lists its product as uncharacterized. The record is from RefSeq and is a predicted model, not a curated record. NCBI's taxonomy places the organism in Eukaryota, Metazoa, Arthropoda, Insecta, Diptera, Drosophilidae.
GCAUUCGUCAGCGAAGUGGGCGCAGGUUUAGUCGGCAUUAGUCGCGCUCGCAACGGCACGGCAAACGAUCCACGAUCCACGAUCGACGACAUCGACAUCGACGACAAUACAAAAAAACGACGACGCAUGGACUCCGUGCGCGAUUUUCAUUCAGUUUUCAGUCAACUUCUCGCUCAGUUCUCGCCACAUUCACAUCUGUACCCAAACCGGAGCCGGCCGAAAGCCCGGUCAAUUAUAAACGAGAGCCAGCACAACUGACCCAGCUCCGCAGUCCAGCGGCGGCAGUUAGAAGGAGAACUCAUCAUUACCCGCCAUAAUCGUUAGGGUUAGUUACCCCCCGAAACCGAAACGUCGCGUUGUCACGUAAUGCCCAUUCGAUUUAAUUUCAUUAUUAAUUUUUUUGGAAAAUACCCUAUCCUUCGUGUGUGCGACUUGGGGCUCUUUCGGGCGGACGGCCAGUAAGGAAUAUGAAAAGUGACCGAGUGUGUGUUAAAUUAAAUCACCGCAUUAUAAAUAACUUGGGAAAAUUUCAAAUCUAAAAUAUAUUCUCAUUGGCGGCCAGCUAGAUACAUAUCUCCGAGCGCGCCCGACCGCCCGCCAAGUAAUCGAAGCGACAAAAAAUACGCAAAGUUCGAAAAAAGCGCGAGUGUGCGAGUGUGGCAGAGUGUGUGUUUGGCAAAUGUCACUGGUGUGUGCUGUGCGUCACUGAAGAUAAACCACGAGCACACAUAAAAUCGCAGCAUAUAGUAUAUACAAAUACAUAUUAUUCUAUUUACGCGCGUGUCUUGUAGCCAACAAAAAGUAAAUCUCAGCGAGCAGUCGCCGCCACCACAAAAUGGAGUCCAAGCGCUCGAAAAAAGGACGUAAAACUCGACCGGGACAGGUCGCCCCAGCCGCCGCCAAUCCUCAGCAGCAGCAGCAGCAGCAGCCUCAUCACCCCUGGGACGAAGUGUCGCUACCCGGCGCUGGAACCACCGCGAGUGAGCAGCCGACCAUCCUUCUGAUCAACGGCCUCGCCAGCGACGCCCAAUUGGAGGAGAAACAGAUCCGAGCGGCCGCCUUGAAGCUAGCCCUCGAUAGCAACUACAUCGAGGCACCUCAGCAUCCCGCAGCAGUGCCCACUACUCCCGGUGGCUCGCACCUCCUCGACUUCGAGUCCCAUCUCAUCGAGAGCGUCUCUGGCGAAGGCAGCGGCGUUGGCAUCAAGGAGCUGCCGCCCAUCGAACAGGAACUGCAGCAGGGCACAUCCAAGGUAGGCACCGAUGACGCAGAGCCAGUGAUCGAGGUCGAACCGGCUGGCGCCAAGACCAAGCAACUCGUCGAGACUUCAGCACCUGCUCACCAAAUCGCCGAGGUCGACGAGACGGCCACUCCGUCGGAGGAAGUGCGUCGCACCGCCGAGCAGCUGGUGGAUGAGAUCGAACAGGAGCUGAUCCAGGCACUCAGCAGGGAUGUAGACGAGGCACAGCAGCUGCACAAGGACCAGAUCCAACGCGAGAAGGAGGAGCUCAACUCACUCUCCAAGCAGGUGGAGGUGCAGUUAAACGAACUGACCGGCAUCCUCAAGAACAAGCCCCAGGCGGAGAUUGUCUUGGAGCUGCCAACGGAAGAGGAGCAGAAGCCAAAGCCAAUUGUAGCCGCUCCCAACGAGCUGAAGCUCGUAGAGGUCCCCACGCCAAAGACCGAGGCCGAGGAGCAGGAGCGUCAGGAGUUUAUCGACUCCCUUCCCCAGAUCGAGCAGAAUCGCCUGCAGGGAAGCGGAUCGGACGAUACAGAUGCCCAGCGACUCUCGGCGGACUGCAAGCGGGAGUACUACCAGUCGCUGAAGAAGUACCUGUUGCACAGCAGCCAGGACAAGCCACCAGUGCCACUCCAAACUUACCGUUGGGAGGAUCUAAAGCGAGCCAAAGAACGGGGCGGCUACCCUUGGACUCAUUUAUACAAGCGACCUUUGGGACCCGACGAGCAGCCAGAGAUUGUGCUGCUGCUGCGCAAGUCUCAGGAGCUGCGCUUCAAGUCCGAAUCGCCCAAGUCCCUGAAGAAGGUGCGCUACGACGAGCAAGUACUGGUCAAGGAGACCGAGAGAUACAUCCAGGACUUGUCCGAGGACGAGGCGGUCGCCACCACCACAGACGACAGCAGCGAAUCAUCGUCCGACUCGGAGACCGAAUCUGAACGCGACCAGCACAACGAGGACGCGCUUAGCGAGUGCAUCUCCUGCGUGUCCGAUUCCGUGCUAGCGGUUGGAGGACACGCCCGUCCCCGCAAGACAAAUCGCCUGGCCCAUAUACGUGACCUGAUCCGGCGCAGACGCAGUGGUCGCACCCACGAGGACGCCCAAUCGUUGCCGGGCAACUCGGCCAAUCCUAGUCGCCAGAGCAGCGUGCACGAGCUAGCCCCGCCGCCGGGAUCUCUUAUCCCCAACACCGAAAAGCCUUUGAACACCAGCAAGCCCAAGCAGGGAUUCGAAAUCAUGAAGAAGCUGAAGAGUCUGGCUGAACGCCAGAAAAAGCGACUAAACAUCAAGCGGAUCACGCUGAAGAAGGAGGAUAAGAUCGUGCUGGGUGAGCAGCAGAAGAUCAUGAAGCUGAAGGCUUCGCCCAAAUCCGAUCGCGGUGAAAUCCCACACUUCAUCGAGAAGCAAGACUCCGACGAUGUCCUAGAACUGGUGGAGUACGACGAGUCUCCCUGCCGCAAGCGCACCAAGGAGGAGCUCCAGGAGGAUCAGCCUAGUGGCAGUGGCAGCAACAGAGUGCCUGAGCCAGAGGAGAUCAUAGAGCUACCGGUGGCCAAGACUGAGACGGAGGCGCCUGCUGUGAAAAUAACCGAACCCGCGGAGGAAAAGUCGGAACAAGCCGAAGAACUAAAAUCAGAACAAGAAGUCGAGGAAGAAGCUGAUGCUGAAUCUCCUCCUAAGAAGACACCUCGACUGCGUCGAGAGCAUGUCUACGAGGAGAUUGGCCGGGCCGAAACUCAAGAGCCAGUAGAGCAGCCCAUUGUUGAACUGGAAGCCCUUAAAAAGUCCCUGACACGACAGGACAAUCUAGCUCUCGAUGAAAUCGAGGCGGCCAAGCCCGUACCUCUGGACCGCAUGGGCAGCAGCGAGGAAGAGCAGGUGACCGCCGGUAAGCCAGGCGCCUUGUUGGCCCCGCUUUCCUCCAUCGACUCCACAUCGUCCGACGAGGACCGUGCCCGCAAGGCGCAACUUUCGCCGGUAGCCGAGGAUAGCGACGAACCUAUGGAGAUCAGUAGCGAUUUGCGUCCAACGCUCAAGAAAGAACCCUCACCAGCGCCCUCGGACAAGAAGGUCACCUUUUCCCACGUCGAGGACGAGGCAGAGCCGCAUCGCGAGGACGUCGACCUGCCCGAAGAUGUCCUGGAGGCGGCCACAAACGCGGCAAAGUGGAAGAACGAGAGUGAUCAUGAAUACGAGCCCGUGGGCGGAUCCUCACCAGCGCCCAGCACCCAGGCCGAGCUGCAGCUGCCCAUGGACAUCGAUGCAGCGCUCAGCUCGGCCGGCACCACGCCCCGCACCGAAUCCCGCACAGACUAUGAAAUCCACACCAGCCAGGUGGACUCCAGCGCCCUGGAGGAGCUGCCACUGCAGCCGGAGAACCGGCGCAAGGGCUUCAUGGCCUCGGCCCAGGACCGAACUAAGAAAAUGCAGGAUGGCAUCCGCCAGCAGGCGGGUAAGCUCCGCACCAGGCUUCAGACCAAGCCAAAACCCAAGCCCGUUUCGGGAAGCCCCAAAGCAAAGGCCAAGGAAAGGAGACGCUUCAAGGCGCCCGAGUUCUCCAAGAUCAAGAUGCCCGAGAUCAAGCGACCGGAUAUGUCAAAACUGAAGGAUCUGAAGCGACCGGAGUUCACCAAGUUCAACAAGCCAGACAUGUCCAAGUUCAAGCUCCCGGAGAAGUUAUCCACGCUGAAGCUGCGGCGUAGCAAGAGCUUCAAGGAGAACGAGGGUGAGCUGCCCUCAGAGGACACCCAGGAGAACACCGGAACCACUGCAUCCCCCACCCAAGCCCAACCUGCUCCCAAAAAGAAGUUUGAGUUCAACUUUGGCACCUAUCCGCGGGCCUUCCGCAAAAAGAAGCCCGAGGAGCCGGCUCCCGUGGCCAUGGAAUCCUCUUUGGGCACAGAGGGACUCAGUUUGAGUGUGAUUCCUAGCACGGAGACGCAGCCUUCGCAGACGUCCACUAGCUCACCUCAGGGCGAUCGCGGACCAGGCCCUGUGCGCUCCCGUUGGGCGGACAAGUUCUCCGACGUGAGCUACAACGACAGCGAGGGAUCUCGCUACCGGCGCUAUGGCAGUGAGUUGGAAAGCUUCGACCGGGAGUCCUCGUUGGAGCGCCGCAUGAAGGAGGAUCUUGAGGGCACCGAGGACACAGCCAGCGAGGCGCAGCCGCAGCCGGAAAUGGGCAUCCUGGGCGCCGUGGCUGACAGUAAGCAGUUCGCUGAAUUCGACGAAGAGAACCGUGCCAUCCACGAGAUCUCCAGCAAGCGGUCCCGAGAGUUCAAGCGCCGUCCCAUGGUGCAUCAGGACUCGGAUCUCCGCUCCGAAGACAGCAGAGAUGCCGAGGGCUGGACAGAGAAGGAUAUACAGAAGAACAAGCUGCUCCGCAAAGCCGAACUGGAGGCGGAGGCUGGCUUCUACAAGUUCCACGAUCUGCAAGACGCACAAUCCACGGCCAGCUCCGGCAAGAAGGUGGUCAUGGAGCCCAUCGACGACGACGAGUUCUUCCUGCGCAAGCGGGGCAUCUCUGAGGACAACAUCCAGCUGCGCCAGUACAUCAGCGAGGCCAUUCGCGAGGGCUACGACAUGCCCAAUGCCUUGAAGCAUGUCGGCUACUCCGCGGAGCAGGUCCCGGCGGAGUUCGCGGACUACGAUGUGCCUCCGGCCAAGCCACGUCGCCUGCCCCGUAACUACCAGCCGGAAUUCGACUCGCAGGAGUUCCAGCGCAGCGAUUACGGAGACGAUCUCUCCAUGUCGCAGAACGGCAGCGAGUUCACGCCGAAGCGACCGCUUCGGAAGGCCCGCAGUCGCAGCAAAUACUCCAUCGAGGGCAGCCAGGACAUACCCAUGGCGGAUGGCGGCAGCAGCAUUCAGUACUUCGACGAUGACGAGGAGUACCUCCGACCCCCAAUAAGGGAUCAGCAGGCCGCUGUAGACUCAGAGCAGGCGCUCAAUAACCUCGAUAUCGGCGGCAGGGCAGCGGCGAUGAUUCAGGAGGAGCUAGAGAAGGAGCGACAGAAGACCCGUCCGCAGGCACCGAGGCGCCAGAAGAAACGCACAAGGGACGACGCAUCCGUGGAAAAGGAUGCGGACUCGUUCAUCAACGGCUUUGGUGGUAGAUCAGUAUCGAACACCUUUUUGCAGCCACACGAAGAUGUAAUUGUUUAUCGCACUGAACACGAAUAUCGUCACAUACCGCUAGCCACGCCGGACAGAUUUACGGACGGAGCUUCGGCGCGCACGCAGCGGUCCGAGGACGACCGCACAUCGCGCGGCGCCGACUCCCUGAUCCUGGACGUGCACACGAAGACGAGGCCCGAGCUGGAGGACAACGAGGAGGGGGUGCCGAGGACUAAGAGCGACGAGAAGUUCGUCAUUGACAUGCUGGAGAGCGAUGGCUAUGCGGUGGUUCGCAAGGAGUCGUUGCCCAAGCCCACGCCGCCAGCCCGCCGGAAGAAGUUCACCCGGUCGCCGGGCGAGCGUUUCGCCACGCUGCCCAGCAUUCGCGGCUCUCGGGGAUCCCCGCCGCCAGCUCGUCCGCCGCCGCCGCAGCAGUACGUGCCCACGGAGGACUCGCCGGUAGUGCCGCGUCGCAGAUCCGCGGCCAGUCUGGUCGAGAUCCCCCAGAUGAUCAAGUCGAACUACGAGUCCCAGAAGGUGCAGCCGCCGGAGGAGGAGGAUGACUACGAGGAGCCGGGCGCCCUGGGGCGACCAGAGUCGCCGCGCUCCAAUCUGCAGUCGGGCGAGAUCAUCAACAAGAUGAAGUUCCGCCCACUGCCGCCGCCACCGCGUCCUCCGCGUGAGAAACGCUCCGCGAGAGGUGGUAGCCAGACCCUGGACAGCUACGACGAAAGCGAACACGUGGCCAGCUCCAGCCAGGCAGAUAGCUACGACCAGGGUGAGUUCGAAGUAGAGGUGUCCACGCAAACGGACCCGCUGCCCGAUGACUUUGUCUGCGAGGAGUUCGAGAUCACCGAGGACAUGAAGAUCAUCGAGCCGCGUCGCUCCAACGGAUCAGGCAACAAGACCCUGGAGGAUCUGCUGCGCAGCGUUGAGGCCGCCCAGGAACCGGACGAGGUGGAUGGCGCCCGAGUGCUGACCGAAGACGAGCAGCUGGCCAAGGGUCUGCAGAGAUUCCGGGAUGCCAACCAGCGCAGCAUGUCGGAGCGAUCUCGUGCAUCUUCCCAAGCGGAUCGCUCCAAGUCGCUGAGUCGUCCGCAGACGCCUUCGUCGGCGGUGGUGAUCGAGCGGCGUGUGCCCACGCCCAGUCUGUCGGCUGGCGAGGAUGAUGCCGCUGUGCAGGCCUCUUUGAUUGUGCGGCCCAUCAGUGCCGCCGAUCUCGAGGACGACGAACUGCGGCGCGAGGAGGAGGAGCUGCGACGCGAGGGCUUGCUUUCGGACAGCUCUGUGCAGAGCAAGUCCGACGUGGAGGAGGAGGACCAUGGCGGUGAAGUGGUCCUGAGCGACUAUGCGGCCAGUUCCGCAGACUUGGAUGCGGCGGUGGAGCAGCUGCAGCAGGCUCAGUUGGAAAGCGACUACGAAAGCCGGCUGGAGGACGACGAGGUGGAGCGCACGCUGAGAGACAAUGAGUACGAGGACGAAAAGUAUUCGGAGCAGGAAGAGGAGGAGGAAAUAGCUAAGCUGGAGAAGGAGCUCACAGAACAGGAACUGGAGGAAGCCCUCGAGAAGGAGCUACAAGAAGCCAUGGAGAAGGAGCUAUCCGACUACCGGCAAAAGGAAAAGGAGCAAGAGCUGGAGCUGGCAUUCUCCGAAGAAGAGCCUGCCGCCUCCGAGAUCGAUUACCAGCAAUCCGAAGAGGAAAAGGCUACCUCCGAGCUCGACUAUCGUCAGUCCGAGGACGAGCAUCCGCUCUCAGCGGAAGAACACACCCUUUCCGAAGAGGAGCGCACACUCCUAUCCGACACCGAACAGCAUCUGUCCGAACCCGAAAUCCCAGCCGUUGAGGAGACCAUUCAGAAGUCCACCGCCAGUGAACCCACCGAGGCCGAAGUAGAGCUCAAAUUCGUAGCCACUUUGCCCACCGAACCCGCCUACGGUCAUGAGGAAGAGGAUGAGGAGCAAGAGCCUGGUGUGGUACCAUUGCCACCACCGCGGCGCAGGUCCACUACCGCCCUGGAACCCACCACAGCCGUCAGUCUAACGAUUGCCGAACACUCUAGCCGUGAACUCACGCCCAUUCAAUCGGUUCAAUCCCCGCCAGAGCCGCAACUGCCGAGUCGCCUGGCGGACUUGGAAGUGGAACGAUUGAGAGUCCAUGCCCUGCAGGCUGGCCAAAUCCAAGUGUCGCAGCUCCACGGCGCCCAGAUCAAGGCCGACGAUCUGCAGUGCAAGUCCGGGCAGUUGGUAGUCCAGAACAUCGAGCUGCCGCCUGGAUUUAUUGACGACAUUGUGGAGCGGGUGCAGCGGGAGCAGCGUACUUCGCUGCUGACCAGCGAGACGCAGACCAGCCGGCAGCCCAGCAGCGAACCCGCCACCUCCGAAAAGGAGCAGCCCAUCAAGCCGCCACGCCACAGCAAGCUCACCGAGCAAGCGCCGCCUAUCGCCAAUCUCGACGAGCAGACUCAGACGGAGACGGGCCUGCUGCCACUGCCACCGCCGCCAACAGCAUACCCGACCGUGGAGUACCUGCAGUCUCUGGCUCCACUGGCCUUCUACAAUCUGCAGCGCAGCGCCGAGGCGGAGCAGGCAGAAGCCUCGUCCGCCGCAGAUCGCAAGGCGCCGCACAAAUGCCGACGACGCCACGUCGCCCAAGAGCACCUGGAGGAGGAGUCCGGUUCGGAGCUGGAGGAGCAGCUAGUGGAGCGCCCACGCUCCCGGUCGAGACGCUCGCGCACCAGGAGCGCCACACAGCCGCCGGAGGACGAGUACGACGAGGAUCAGCCCAAGACGGUGGUACAGGCGGGCCGGCAAUUCAUCUCGGCCUGCAGCCUGGAGCUAGUCAACAUCAUCAACCAGCUGACGCACUAUGUGCGCGGCGAGGCUGUGGAGCCGCAGCAGGCGCCACGCAACGUGUCCGCGCUAAUGGUGCUCUUCAUCCUGAUCACGUUCGGUGUGCUGAUCUUCCUGCUGACCGGGCGACAGGUGCACACGCAUCACUGGGACUACUUCAAUCCGCCCGGGAACGAGGGCAGGCAGACGUGAGGGGCUGUGGGGAGUCACCUCCUGCUGCUGGUUUACACAAUCCUUUUGGGGCGGUUUUGCAUUUUGGAGCAUCGAAUCUGGCCAAGAGAUCAGGGAUCUUGGUGGGAGAAGAAACGAAUUUAACGCGGCCAGGUGGUCCGCACGAAACUUGAAGGCCUUAAUGAUACUAACGAGAAAUUACUUUAGGAGGAGAGGUGCGCCGAUGGAGGCGGUGGGCGGUGGGGAGGGGCGAGCCCGCGCCCGUGCUACUAGUCACACAACACAACAUAAUCGAAACCGGAAUCCCAGUUCACUGAUCCAUCAUCAUCAGACAAAACAUGCCGACAUCUAACUUGUACUAACCAAAAAUAUAGAGGAACAUUUUUCAACAUUGUUUAGCAGCGAGAAGAGAUGAGAUCCUUAGCGACAGAAGGAAGGAGCUGAGGAGCAACGACCAUGUAUUACCUAUGUACUUAGACGUCUUAGUUUGCGCAGCCAGGGAAGGAGGAGCUGGGACAACUAACUCUAAUAAAAACUUUCUUUUGUUUGCUCAUUUUUUACUACCGGUUAAGCGCGGCGAGAGAUUCAAUUGUUGAACGAAAAUGUUGUUUAAUUUAGACCAAAAACGUAGGAAUUAAUAUACAAACACACACACUUUUCUCAUUGAAUUCAUUUGAAAACGUUAUAUAAUUUGAAAUGCGAGUACUUAGCCAGAAAGGGAACAUAUAUACAUAAAUAUAUAGAAGCGUAUUUUCAAUAAAGCAAAAAAUAUAAACUAAA